Molecule: messenger RNA, 5986 nt
Organism: Pseudopipra pipra
Lineage: Eukaryota; Metazoa; Chordata; Aves; Passeriformes; Pipridae
Exons: 13
Coding region: 2325-5192 (955 amino acids)
Molecular function (GO): zinc ion binding
Source: RefSeq, a predicted model, not a curated record
AGAACCCUCCAGCUGGCUCACACCAGGGAUGCCAGGGAUGCAGCUCCUGUGGGGGAAUAUCCCUGUAUGUUGCUAUUUUAAGUGUGGCUUCUUCCAGUUUAAUUCGUGCAGGAAAAUCCUGGGCUCCGUAUUCUGGACUUUGGAGCAGUGCUGAUGUCACAGGACCCAUUGCAGAAGAAACCCUCCAGACUGGGAGGGUUAAAGAUGAAGUGGGGCAUGCACCUCAAAUUUGCUUGAGUGGUAAGAGAGCGAGAAAAAGUAUGGAAAAGACUCCAGAUGGUGAUGCAGCAACUGUACAGCUCAGGAUGGCACCUGGACAGUCCCUUGGAAGCAGGAGAGCAGUCCCCUGGGAACCAGCCUGCUCUCCCAGGGGCACAGCCACUGUGUCCCAGCACAGGGUGUCCUGGUGUCCUGGUCAUCGGGGGAUUCCAGGCUGUGGAAGCACUGGGAUGGAAGGCAGCUGCCCUGGAGCACCUGGCACACGGGAGCCUCGUGCCAGCUGUUGCCCCUGUGAGGGCUCGCCAGGUCAGAGAGGUUGUACUGGAUUUAUCAAGAACGUGGCUCGGUGAUGUGGCCGAGCAGGAGGAUCCCAGCAGCCUGAGAGGAGCAGGUCUGCAAGGUGCUGAGCUGUCCCAGCUGGUGUUUUGUGGGUGUGCACCAAUUUAGGCAGCAGCUCUACAUCUGUCUGUCUCCAGCACAGCUGGUAGGAGCCCAGUGUGGGUCCCCCAGCCCACCACAAAGCCAGAACCAGCGUCCCACCCCAAACCCAGCCCCUCAUCCCUGUAACUGCUGCAGCCUGAGUGGAGAACGGAUCAGAAGCCCAUUCCCUGCUGCUUUUCAAAACCAGCAGGCUUCAGGACCACCAAACCAGAAGUAUUUUUCUGAAAUACAUCAGGCACAGUAACAGUGCCAGGAUAGAUGAAAACAUGAACUUGCGGGGGGAAACGUGGGGAUGCUGCUGAGGCAGCUGGUGUUGGUGUGCCUAGGGUGGGUUCAUGUGGGAGCAGAGGCAUGGAAGUGGGUUCCCAGGCUGCGGCACAUGAAGGAAAGGUCUGCAGAGAGAGAGAGACCCACAGUUUAGGUUUGUCCUCCCAGCCUGACCUGUGCCUCCUAGGCAGCUUCCUGGAAAAUAAACAACUGAUAUUGUUUAUCAAGCAUAAUUGCAAAUUGGGAUAAUUUCUGAGAGCAGACCUAGAGACUGAAGGGAGCUGUUGCUGAACGUCAACAUCAUUUCAGCAGCUCUGUUAGUCCCAGCAAUUAGUUCCAACCAUUUGGAAAAAGCCAGUGGGAAAGUUUUCAUUUUGGCAUAACUUAGUGAUAAAAGUUAGUGAUAAACUCAUUUUCACACGGACAAGCACUGCUUUUGUAGUCACUUACAAGGCUCCUCUCCAGCUGCUGGAGGGGAGGGAGGCAGUGUUAUUUAUCUCCUGGGCUAGGCACAGUGUGCCUUGUGAGAGGGGAAAAUCAGUCAGUCAUGAGCUUUUGUGGAUAGGACAGCUUUGGUCACUGCCAUGGGCUGGCUAGCACCUGGCAGGCAGUGUGGGCAGCAGGUGGUGUGGGCAGCACACCCCAGGCUCCUGCUCCUGACCAGUGUGAAACACCUGCUGCUUGGACUUACUUCAUUUCACUGCCCAGUGAGCUGUCCUGGGCUGCUCUUUGGAGCUGCAGCUCCCACCUGUGCCUUGAGCACCGACACCAAAUCCUGCCCUGGGCUCUGCUAGGUGCAGGAGCUCCCCACUCCCUGACACAGACCUCAGCUUUAUGCCACUCAAGGUCUGUACAGGGGCUCUGGAGGCUGCACUUUAAGUAAUGGAUGCAUUUGCCCACUCUUAGCAUUUAUCAGUCCCAGUUUGUUGUCCAGGUCCAUCCAGGUGUCUUUGCAGAGGCGAACAGGGGCAGGUUUGGUUCUUUUCCUCCCUGCCAGCUCGGGGACCUCUCUCCCUGCUGGUCCAGCUGUCCGGGGCUCCCUGCCCGCAGCAGCUGCCCCACGCCCACAGGGACUCCUCCCAGCUUUCCUUCCCGCUCCGAGUCCUGGCUGCUGCAUCCCCGUGUAAGCAGGGGUGGACUCUUUGCCCUGUUACCCUCGAAGCACCCAAGCUCCCAGCUCUGAGCUGCUAGAUGGAAUUCAGCUGUGACCAAUUCACGUGGCAGGCGAGACGCAGGAAGCUCGGCGGAGGAGAGGGAAGACCCUCCCUUUAAAGGGGGAGGAGGCAGCAGCUUUUUGCCUGCAGAGCAAACGAGAGGUCUUGAUCCACUCCUGCUUUCAGUUUCAUUUCCCACCAGUGCCCUCCUUGCUCUCAGCCCUCUCUCGAGGCUCAGGCGCCAUGGCCGAGGCGGGUGCUGUGGCCAAGCUGAAGGACGAGCUGACCUGCCCCAUCUGCCUGGACAUUUACAGGAACCCCGUGUCCCUGGGGUGCGGUCACAGCUUCUGCGAGGAGUGCAUCCAGAAGGAUCAGAAAUGCCAGCAGGGCUCUUCCAAGUGCCCGCUCUGCCUUUCCCCUACAGGCCCCACCGGGGAGCUGAAGCCCAACUUCCAUCUCCGCAACAUAGCGCAGAACUUUUUGGAUGCUUGUGUUCAUCAAGAGGAAGAAAAGCAGAAAGUGCAAUGCAAAGAGGAGGAGGAAAGUUCAGACCAGCAAGAGGAGGUGAUCCUGUGUGAUUUCUGCCUUCAGGAGCCCCAUCCAGCCGUGAAGACUUGCCUGACCUGCGAGGCCUCCCUGUGCCAAGCCCACCUGAGCAAGCACAGCGCAAAGAACACCCAGACCCACGUCCUGGUGGAGCCCUGUGGUGCCCAGGUUUUGGCUGAGAGGAAAUGCCCCCAGCACGGCAAAUUGCUGGAAUGCUACUGCGAGAUGGACAAGGUCUGCAUCUGCAUGCUGUGCUCUGUCCUCAGCUCCCACAGGGAGCACAAGAUCAUCAGUUUGGAGGAGGCUUUUGCCCAAGCACAGCGUGUUUUUCCCGAAACUCUAAAAGAGGUGAAAAACUAUGAAGCUGCGCUGGAUCGAAGCAUAGCAAACCUGCUGGAACAAGCGGAGGAAGUAAAGGUUAAGGAGGGUCUGCAGUGGCAACGGCUGGAGAGCCUAUUCAAAGAGAUCAGUCUGCAGCUAGAGAAAAAAAAACGUGAGAUCCUGAAAGCUCUCAGUGACUAUGAGAACCAACAAAUUUCUCGGAUUCAUAUGGAGUUAAAGAACCUCAGAGAGCAGAAGCGUUCAGCCAGCCGUGAUGUUCAGGAGCUGGAGGCUCUGAGAAAUCAGACAGAUAUACUUCUUUUCACCAGGGCUUUUACAGCAAUUCAAACCAGGGAACGGAAGCCUGUUCCUAUCACGGAUGGUGUGAAAGUGCCAAACCCACCUAUUGCUUUGGAUGAAUCAAAAACACGCAAUGUUCUCUCCCUUUUCCAGCAAUUCCUUUCAAACAUGGAGUCCUCAAUUAAACCACCACCUGUUGUGCGGUUAUCAGGUCCUCACAGCGGUACAGGUGGACCCCAGCAUCCACAUUACCAAACUAUUUUUAUCCCUGCCUCUGGCUUCUCUUUUGGCUGUAACUCCUCCCAAGGCAGCUCUUCAAAUCCUGCUUUUUCCUCUACCACUGCCUUCUCGUUUGGCUCUAGCUCUUCAAAUCCUGCUUUUUCCUCUACCACUGGCUUCUCGUUUGGCUCUAGCUCUUCAAAUUCUGCUUCUUCCUCUACCACUGGCCUAUUUGGCUCUAGCUGUUCAAAUACUAGCUUUGGUGGGUUUUCUCAGAAAUUCAAAACUUUCCAAAGUGGCUGCCAGGGCGUCCAGGAACUGUCGGAGGGUGGAGCCGGGGGAGGGAACAUCUCUCUCCGUGAGGGGAGCGGAGAGGAAGUACUUGCAGCGUCUGGGCUGGGUCUCCCGCCUUGUCAGUUUCGUUUCUCGCAGCCUGGGUUAGGCGCCCUCGCUGCGGCCAUGGAAAAAGCUAGUGCAGAAUUUGAAGGGGGUGCCAGCCUGGAGGCCGAACUCACGUGUUCCAUCUGCCUGUGCCUGUACAAGGACCCAGUGUCGCUGAGCUGCAGUCACACCUUCUGCCAGCAGUGCAUCAAGAAGGUGCUCACAGACCAGAAACAAUCGCAGGCUCCUUUAACCUGCCCCCUGUGCAGGCUCCACCUGGGGCCCAACCUGGAGCUGCAGAAGAAUUUCCACCUGUGCAACAUCGUGAAGGCAUUUCAGGCCAAGACUUCUGAAGAAAAACAGGGCAAGGGCUCUGAAGAGGGGGAGACAGAGGUGUUCCCCUGUGAGUACUGCCUGGAUGAGACCCAGCCAGCGGUGAAAACCUGCCUGGUCUGCGAUGCGUCCUUGUGCCAGGCCCAUCUGAACAAACACAACUCCAAGGCUUCCUACCAGGACCACAUCCUGGUGGAGGUGAGAGCGGGCGGUGUGGCGGAGGAGAGGAGGUGCCCGGAGCACGGCAGGAUGCUGGAAUGCUACUGCAGCCGCGAGGAGCAGUACAUCUGCGUGCUCUGCGCCAUCAGGGGGGCCCACGUGAACCACGAGGUCCUCACCCUGAAGGAGGGACAUGACAAGCAGCUGACUAAACUCCUGAACAAGAUGACAUGGCUGCAGCAAUAUGAAAGGGCCUUAGUUACGGCCCUAGAAGAUCUUCAGAAAAGUGAGAAUCAGAUCAAGACCAAUACAAAGACAGUGACUUCUCAGAUACAAAAGCUGUUUGAUGAGAUAAAGACAGAGUUGAUUAAGAAAGAGAAGAAGAUCCUGAGUGACAUUCAAUCGAAUGAGAAAAAACAACUGGCAUACACUGACUACUUGAAGAAGAAUAUGGAACAUAGGAGAGAGGAGGUUGAGCAGAAUCUUCAGCUUUUGCAGAAGCUGAGAGAGCAACAAGAUAUUUUCCUCUUCUUCAAGGAAUUUCAUGUAGCAAUACUGGCCACAGACAGGAUUGCGCGCCAGAAUUCGAACAUUUACAGGGCAGAUGUGGUGGUGGUGGAGGAGAAGGAUGGCGUCGGGGUUCGCCGCUACCAAGACAAGAUACGGGACUCCAUGAAGGAACUGGACUGUAUCUUCUGGGAACUGCAAGAUAAACUCACCAAACAAAUGAAGUGUAACAGUGGGGCUUUGGUACCUCUUCAAACUCCUGUGUUAGAAAAUACUGUUUAUUCCUCAGGACUCUGGCUUGGUGCUGUGAGCCUUACAGAGAAAAUCUCUCACCUAAAAAUGUGAACAGCAUUUUGUUGCAUGCAUCUCCUCUCCUUGCCAGAGGUGAACCAGCAGACGUGCAGCCUCAGGGCACAGCUCUCAAAAUCUGCACUGGGCAGAAAUCUCUGGGAACUCACCAGAGAAAUCAUUUACCUUCAGCCUGAGGGAGACACUGGGUUUGCUUCAGCACUCAGUAAAAGUCUGAGCCUGUUCCAAGGAAAGACCACAGAGGGGUUCCCACCAACUGAGCAGAAGCUGGAGCAAACCCAGUGCCUGAAAGGAUUCCCAGACAAAUCCAAAUGCUGCAGGAGAUAUGAAAUGUGUGAACAGUAUUUCUCUUAAGACAGCACUAGUCCAAUGCUCAAAUAUAUUUCUGCUGGGCACAGUGGUGCAUCUUUUCUCCUAGCUUUUUUGAAUAAAUGUUACUUAGAAGUUAUAUAAAAGAUUUUUUAAAUUUUUUUUUUUUUGUUGCUGAAACUGCAGUUUGCAAACAAGUUUUUCUUAAGCCAUAAAUUUUAAAGAAAAUCCUACUUUCUUCACCACUGUGGCAGUUUGAGCUGUUUGGCAGUUUUUAAUUUUUGGAGCAAAUCUAGAGGUAUAUUUUUUAAUCAGUGUACAUGUCCAUUCAUUUGUCUUGUGAGCUCAGUCUUCUACAGUCUUCUACAGGCUGUGCUCUAUAUAGAAUGAGACAGCUACUCAAAAUGGGAGAGAAAAUAAAUAUAGUUUUCUGAGGCAAUGCAAAGCUCUACUUGGCAGCAACUUGUCAAGUAUGUUAUUAACACAGCAAUAAAAUAUGCCUAUUAUUACAGUAAGUGAAA